AUGCCGUGCUGGGGUUCUAGCUGGCGGUCGUCAGCUCCAUGUAAAUACCGGCUUCCGACCGCUGUUCUCUUACAGUUCUGGAAACUUUCCAGGAAGCGGAGAUUCCGGCUGACAGAUACUCAGAAGUACCGACACAGACUACGAUUGCGCGCAGUGGAUACCGUUGUAGAGACAUUAGUGGAGAGCGGAGUGAAGUUACGAGCGAUGGAACUAGCCCGCCGCGCCCCACGCGAGCACGAAUUGACACCGUUACAAAAGUACUGGGUUGAAUCGAAACGGUUUAGGCACGGCAUCAAGCCCAUUCACUGGGUGCCGAAGUGGACGAGGGUCGCGCAUGGGCGGAAGUGGACGCCCUCGGCGGUGCAUCAUGCUGAGCCGCCGAAGGGGAAGUAG
This is a messenger RNA of Fimicolochytrium jonesii, 393 nucleotides long. Its product is annotated as mitochondrial ribosomal protein L31-domain-containing protein. Gene Ontology annotation, cellular component: mitochondrial large ribosomal subunit. Bases 1 to 393 code for a protein of 130 amino acids. Lineage: Eukaryota; Fungi; Chytridiomycota; Chytridiomycetes; Spizellomycetales; Powellomycetaceae. Gene Ontology annotation, molecular function: structural constituent of ribosome. The record is from RefSeq and is a predicted model, not a curated record. The transcript is spliced from 2 exons.